CAACAAGCAAGCAAGGCCAAGUUCACAGACACCAACACACACCAACACAACAGGCAGGAUGGCGGAGGUGUCAGAGGAGCAGAAGGUGGCCAUGGUAGCUGAGUUGGGCAAGGUGACGGGCUGUGCAGACGAAUUCUUCCUGAGGUCUGUCCUGGAGAGCAGCAAUUUCGAUUUUCAGGCUUGCAUGAACAUGCUGCUGGAGAAUCAACAGGCUGCACAGGCGAUGGAGGUCGAUGUGGAGGUGCACUUUGAAGAACACAAAUACACGUACAGGCUCAAAACAACAGACACAUUCGGCAUGCUGAAAGACAAGGUGAUGGGCGACACGAACAUUGUGCCUGGGGAGCAAAUGCUGAUUUUGGCGAGCACGCAGGAGGAACCGCCCAAUGGCACGGCCCUGGGCGAAAUGGCGCAGCCUGGCCAACCGAUUGUUGCCCAUCUGCUCACGCCAAACUCUGCAGCGUAGCAUGAGCUGCUUCUCCUCAAUCCCCCCAAUAGCUUCCACCCUUUCUUACUUUCUUGCCUGUCUAAUUUAACAUAACGUCACAGCCAUGUGCCCUCCUCACCGCCACAGCCGCUGCCUCUCUGGCUGACCUUCUUCACUUCUGUUAUUUUUCCUGCUUUGCUACACUCACUCACUCGCUCACUCACUCGCUCACUCAUUCACAUUACACUCGCUCACUCAUUCACUCACUCACUCACUCACUCACUCACUCACUCACUCACACGCAUACAACGCGAGACUAUUCUGUUACAUUGCCACGGCACUUUGCCAGUGCAAGAUUCAACUGUUGUCUACUAACGCUAAAUGGGGUGCGCUCGGUUGGAGGUCCACACACAUGUGUGCGAUCACCACAACCCCACCAUGAUCAAUAUACGCUCAAAACGGCA
Salpingoeca rosetta is the source of this 891-nucleotide messenger RNA. RefSeq lists its product as uncharacterized. The transcript is spliced from 3 exons. Bases 59 to 466 code for a protein of 135 amino acids. Lineage: Eukaryota; Choanoflagellata; Craspedida; Salpingoecidae. The record is from RefSeq and is a predicted model, not a curated record.